AUGUCCAAGGUUGAUGAAAAUUCGUUAGAGAAUCAACUUGGCUAUUAUUUGCCCCACCACGCGGUUUAUAAGGAGUCCAGUACAACGACCAAACUUCGGGUAGUAUUUGACGGAUCUGCCAAGACAUCCUCGGGGAUCUCGUUGAAUGACGCGCAGCUAGUAGGCAUGCCCGUACAGAGUGAUCUCGUCACUAUUUUACUUAGAUUUCGAAAACAUCGGUAUGUCCUGUCGGCGGACAUAGAGAAAAUGUACCGGCAAAUUCGCGUGCGAGAGGAACAUCGUAGAUUUCAGCGGAUACUAUGGCGUUCAAAUGUCAAUGACCCCAUUAGCGUUUACGAUUUGAAUACCAUAACGUAUGGCACCGCGUCGGCAUCGUUUCUAGCAACGCGCGUGCUCAAGAAAAUCGGGGAAGACUGCAUGCAAUCGCACCCGCUCGCUAGUCGUGCGAUCAUUCACGACUUCUAUGUGGAUGAUCUGCUCACGGGAUGCGAUAGUUUAGAAGGGGCCGUGAAACUAAAGGCUUCAUUAACCGAGGUCUUGGGCAAUGCCGGAAUGCCACUGCGAAAAUGGGCUAGCAACCACAUAGGGGCGCUCGGCAGCGAUCGUAACGGAACACCGGCUAGCUUUGAAAUCGCGGACACUGGAAGGGAUCCGAAGACGUUAGGCAUCUGUUGGACCGCUGAACCAGAUGAACUACGGUACUCGCUCCGCGACAAUAGGACGAACAAGAUUACGAAGCGUACCAUUCUGUCGGAAAUCGCGCAAAUAUUCGACCCGCUCGGACUCAUUAGCCCCAUCGUGAUCCGAGCAAAAUUCAUCAUGAAGCGACUCUGGCAAUUAGAUGUGGGAUGGGACGAAACCCUAUCCCAGGAGAUGCACACGUAA
Molecule: messenger RNA, 885 nt
Organism: Habropoda laboriosa
Lineage: Eukaryota; Metazoa; Arthropoda; Insecta; Hymenoptera; Apidae
Exons: 1
Coding region: 1-885 (294 amino acids)
Source: RefSeq, a predicted model, not a curated record